UUUUAUUCUUGUGUUUUUUGCCGUGUCUUGAUGUAAUAUCCUGGCUGCAAACGUACAUGGUUAUUUCGUUUAAAGUCCACACUUUACUACUUGUUUUUCUUUGAUUUAUCUUUGAACAUAUCAUUUUAUUAGUAAGUUAUGACAGCCAUAUACAGACACGAACAUAUUUAAUAUCAAACCGGUUUGUGUGAGGUGAUUGCAAAAUCUCUAACCUUGUACUCUGGUAUGAAAAUCACUAUUACCUUCAAUUCAUAAACAUUUCCUUAUGAUAAAUAGAUUACAAAAAUGUAGUUUCUAAUGUAAGGUCACAUAGUAAUAAACAUUUAACAGAAAGAACAAACAUACCUCACGUUUUAUUCAUUGGGCAUUGAUAUUUAAGGGAGAUUCAGAACUGUUUGUUUGUGCUUUCUCAAAAUAAAAAUGGCAAUGGAAAGGUACCUAAUGAGUAUCCUCAUUUUAUGCACGGUUUUUACGAGCAGUGUUUCUCAGUCAGCCUUUGAAGAGAUUCCUAUAAACACUCCGACGUCUACUCGUAUCAUGACGCUUGCAGCAACGCAUAUUGGUGUUCAGCUUACCAGGCAGAUAUCAGCAUUUAAAAGGAUGAACUAUCCUUUGUACAGGGUCAACUUUGAAGGUAGAAACAAUUCUGGUUUGACCUUAACGUGCAAUGCGGUUGUGUAUGAACGAACGGUUGGUAAUGGAUUCGUGACACGUUGGUAUUGUAGGUGGUAAAUGUGAACAACAGCGGCCUCUUUGUAACUCAGUCAAAAAUGAAAUGUUCCAAUUUCUUCAACAAUAAAAGAGACACAUAAA
Molecule: messenger RNA, 813 nt
Organism: Mercenaria mercenaria
Lineage: Eukaryota; Metazoa; Mollusca; Bivalvia; Venerida; Veneridae
Exons: 3
Coding region: 421-732 (103 amino acids)
Source: RefSeq, a predicted model, not a curated record